AUGGAAAGAAACAUUUGGAUCCGAGCCCAGAUCCGGCAGCUGGAGGAUGUUCUCGCUGGUCUUAGAACCCGGCUUUCACUCAUGAACGCAAGGCAGUCAAGCAACGAUGCCGAGUUCUGGAGGAUCUGGGGUAGAGAGAGGGAAGAAUAUAAGAAUUCCCCGGAAGGAAUGCGUCUCUUGAGCAACUACAACAGCGAAACUGCGAGACGCCGCGCUGACCAGCUGGAUUUGGAAAGCAAGAUUGAUGAUGUGCAGUACCAAAUCAGGCUUGAACCACUCGAGAGGGAAACUUUCGGAUUAUUUUGGGAGUCAAAGGGGGGUUACAAUGAUCUCAUGGUUCGGAGUAGAAUGCGAGAAGGGGGAUCCGAGAUGAGAACAUCAUCAAAUGGAACUGCCUUUUUUUGA
Molecule: messenger RNA, 405 nt
Organism: Clonostachys rhizophaga
Lineage: Eukaryota; Fungi; Ascomycota; Sordariomycetes; Hypocreales; Bionectriaceae
Source: the annotation of a GenBank genome assembly